CCCCGGGCCCCGACACACAUGAGAUUCUUCAGGCUGACUUUCAAGUGCUUCGUGGACUGCUUCUGACUGCGCCGCCCCGCCGUCCCGCACCCCGCCCGCCCGCCGCCCCGUCCCCCAGCCCGGCCGCCCCAGGCCGCGGGCGGGCCCGCGCCUCCGGCCCUUCCCCCGGUGCCGCCGCGCCCCCCGCCCGCCCCCCGCCAGGCGCCGCGACCCCCGGCCCGGCCGCGCGGCCCGCCCGGGCCAUGGCGAAGAAGAGCGCCGAGAAUGGCAUCUACAGCGUGUCCGGCGACGAGAAGAAGGGUCCCCUCAUCGCGCCCGGGCCCGACGGGGCCCCGGCCAAGGGCGAUGGCCCCGCGGGCCUGGGGGCACCCGGCGGCCGCCUGGCUGUGCCACCGCGUGAGACCUGGACGCGCCAGAUGGACUUCAUCAUGUCGUGCGUGGGCUUCGCCGUGGGCCUGGGCAACGUGUGGCGCUUCCCCUACCUGUGCUACAAGAACGGCGGAGGUGUGUUCCUUAUUCCCUACAUCCUGAUUGCCCUGGUCGGAGGAAUCCCCAUUUUCUUCUUGGAGAUCUCACUGGGCCAGUUCAUGAAGGCCGGCAGCAUCAAUGUCUGGAACAUCUGUCCCCUAUUCAAAGGCCUGGGCUAUGCCUCCAUGGUGAUCGUCUUCUACUGCAACACCUACUACAUCAUGGUGCUGGCCUGGGGCUUCUAUUACCUGGUAAAGUCCUUCACCACCACGCUGCCCUGGGCCACAUGUGGCCACACCUGGAACACUCCUGACUGUGUGGAGAUCUUCCGCCACGAAGACUGUGCCAAUGCCAGCCUGGCCAACCUCACAUGUGACCAGCUUGCUGACCGCCGAUCCCCUGUCAUCGAGUUCUGGGAGAACAAAGUCUUGCGGCUGUCUGGGGGGCUGGAGGUGCCAGGGGCCCUCAACUGGGAGGUGACCCUGUGUCUGCUGGCCUGCUGGGUGCUGGUGUACUUCUGUGUCUGGAAGGGGGUCAAAUCAACAGGAAAGAUCGUGUACUUCACUGCUACAUUCCCCUACGUGGUCCUGGUGGUGCUGCUGGUGCGAGGGGUGCUGCUGCCGGGGGCCUUGGAUGGCAUCAUCUACUAUCUCAAGCCCGACUGGUCGAAGCUGGGGUCCCCUCAGGUAUGGAUAGAUGCCGGGACCCAGAUUUUCUUUUCUUACGCCAUCGGCCUGGGGGCCCUCACGGCCCUGGGCAGCUACAAUCGCUUCAACAACAACUGCUACAAGGACGCCAUCAUCCUCGCCGUCAUCAACAGUGGAACCAGCUUCUUCGCUGGCUUCGUGGUCUUCUCCAUCCUGGGCUUCAUGGCCGCAGAGCAGGGCGUGCACAUCUCCAAGGUGGCAGAAUCAGGGCCUGGCCUGGCCUUCAUCGCCUAUCCCCGGGCUGUCACGCUGAUGCCUGUGGCCCCGCUCUGGGCUGCCCUAUUCUUCUUCAUGUUGUUGCUGCUCGGUCUUGACAGCCAGUUUGUAGGUGUGGAAGGCUUCAUCACUGGCCUCCUCGACCUCCUCCCGGUCUCCUACUACUUCCGUUUCCAAAGGGAGAUCUCUGUGGCCCUCUGCUGCGCCCUCUGCUUUGUCAUUGACCUCUCCAUGGUGACCGAUGGUGGGAUGUACGUCUUCCAGCUGUUUGACUAUUACUCGGCCAGCGGCACCACCCUGCUCUGGCAGGCCUUUUGGGAGUGUGUGGUGGUGGCCUGGGUGUACGGAGCUGACCGCUUCAUGGACGACAUCGCCUGUAUGAUCGGGCACCGACCCUGCCCCUGGAUGAAAUGGUGCUGGUCCUUCUUCACCCCGCUGGUCUGCAUGGGCAUCUUCAUCUUCAACGUCGUGUACUACGAGCCGCUGGUCUACAACAACACCUACGUGUACCCGUGGUGGGGCGAGGCCAUGGGCUGGGCCUUCGCACUCUCCUCCAUGCUGUGCGUGCCCCUCCACCUCCUGGGCUGUCUCCUCAGGGCUAAGGGCACCAUGGCUGAGGUAAGGCCUUGCACCCCAGCCCUCCCUCCACAGGAUGUCCCACCGUGCCAGAGCCUCUGGCCAGCUCGGACUAGGGCUGGUGGCGGGAGGAGCAGGACCCAUCCCCAGCUUCCCUCCCCUCCGUGUGAGCAUCCACGCCGCGCAGCACUGCUUCCUAGUGAAGGCAGCAGAGCCUGAAAGGCUCCCUGGGAGGUGCAGCCCUGACUUGGUGGCAUGUGGUGGGAACUAGAGAGAGGCAGAGGAAGUUGCCGUGGGGACGAGCAAGUGACCGUGGGGGUGCUCAAUGUGUCCUCCUGUCCCACAGCGCUGGCAGCACCUGACUCAGCCUGUAUGGGGCCUCCACCACUUGGAGUACAGAGCUCAGGAUGCGGACGUCAGGGGCCUGACCACCCUGACCCCCGUGUCCGAGAGCAGCAAGGUCGUCGUGGUGGAGAGUGUCAUGUGACAGGCAGCCCAGCUCACAUCACCAGCUCACCCUCCGGUAGCCAUAGCAGCCCUGCUUUAGCCCCCACCCUACCCCUCCAGGGGUCUGCCUGGGGGAGGAGGGAAGGAAGCACUGCGAGUGCUAACUAAAAUAACUUUUUCCAUUUUUAAUAAAACGCCAAAAAUAUCACAACCCACCAAAAAUAGAUGCCUCUCCCCCCUAGCCCUAGCCACGCUGGUCCCAGGCCCCGCCUACAACCCCUCCCCCCAGUGCCACGACCCAUCUCCUCCUGCCCCUGCCAUGCCCACCUGGCCUGCCUCUACAGGCUCUGCUCCGUAACACACCCUUGGGUGGCCCUCGCCCUAGAAGCAGCAGUGGCAGCUCGGGAAAUGGGGGUGGGGAGGGCAGGCGAGGGGGCGAGGGAGGGGCAGCAGAACCAAGCCGAAUAUUUCAGCUGGGCUAGACCCCUCUCCCCCUCCCUAUUCUAGAAGCUUAGAGAGCCAGCCAGCAAUGGAACCUUCUGGUUCCCGCGCCAGUCGCCACCAAUGUCAACUGUGUGAGCUUGGGUAUGAGUGCGUGUGUGCGUGAGUAGUAGAGUAUAUAUAGAUCUCUAUCUCUUAGCAAAGGUGAAUACCAGAUGUAAAUGGUUGCCUCUGGGCAAAAGAGCCUUGUAUUUUGCACAUUUUAUAAAAACUUGACCAGAGAGUGAGAUUUCUGCUUGUAUAUUUCUAAAAAGAGAAAAGAGCCCAAACAUCCCUCUCCUUACCACGCCCUGUCCCUCUCACCCCUCUGCCCCUAGCCAAGGAGUGUGAAUUUAUAGAUCUAAUUUUCAUAGGUAAAAACAAAAGCUUUGAGCUGUUGCGUAUGCGAGUCUGUUGUAUGGAUGUGCGUAUGGUCCCCAGCCCCAGAUUGGGGUGGUAAAGUGCACGGUGGGGGCCUUGGGGGGGCCCCAUGCCACCCCUUUGCCCACAAGUCUGUGGGGCGAGAGGCUGCAGUAUUCUGUCCCGGGGACCCGGGGCCGCUCACCUGGCAUGCUCAGGCCUGCCCACACCCUGCUCCCUGGGCUGGGCGCGACUGCAGGGGUGGUAGAUGGGUAUGACCCGGGGAGGGGAUCCGGGCAUGGCUCCCACCUCCAAGCUUAAGGCUGAUGCACUUGCCGCAUCUCAAGUCUUCCCUGUAGCAGCUUUAACCCACCUACGUGUGUGUCACGUCUAGCCCUGAGACAGCUGAGUGGCCCCCAGAACGGCUCCCCACACCGGGGCAUACGCUGGAGGGGUGGGGCUGGGCGAGGGCGGCGGGCCUGCGGGGACAUUCUUACUGUGCUAAAAAGCCACUGCAAACAUAGCAAUAAAAACAUGUCAUUUUCCAAAG
Messenger RNA from Lemur catta (Ring-tailed lemur), 3804 nucleotides. RefSeq names its product solute carrier family 6 member 8 (gene SLC6A8). Bases 243 to 2186 code for a protein of 647 amino acids. Gene Ontology annotation, biological process: sodium ion transmembrane transport; neurotransmitter transport. The record is from RefSeq and is a predicted model, not a curated record. Lineage: Eukaryota; Metazoa; Chordata; Mammalia; Primates; Lemuridae. The transcript is spliced from 12 exons. Gene Ontology annotation, molecular function: creatine:sodium symporter activity. Gene Ontology annotation, cellular component: plasma membrane.